UUUCAGUGGCUAGGCCCUUUCGUAAUCCGAGUCGGAGGCAGAGAGAAUCACCAACUAGAAAGAAGGAUGACGAUGUCGUACUACAUUUCCCAGGGCGCUUUGCGCGGUAACUUAGAGGGAAGGGCUGCUGCCUUCUCGGCUGCUCUUGUAUUUAAAGGAAACUGACUGCUGGGGGCUGUGAGCGCUGCCUCGCCCGCUUGCUUUUUCUCCCCACACACAGCGAGAGUGGCGUGUGGGCUGCUGAGAGGAGCGGGGAAGGAGAAGUGAGCGCGGCGCACUCGGCCGUCUGACAGGUUCCUUUCCUGGCAGAGGCGGCGUCGGUGGCAACCUCGGAGGCACGGGAGGCAUCAUCACCCGGGGUACCAGCGUCUGUCCCCGGCUUCUGGCUGCCCAGAGGCGGCGGCGAGGGGCUCUAGCCCCCCCCCCCCCCCUGGCGAGCGGGGAGAGGGUUCUGCAGCAUGAGCAGCAGCAGAGUCGCUGGGAGAACUGCAGCAGAGACGGAGCUGGCGGUCCAGCUCCUGCUGGCGGCGGCGGCGGCGGUGACCAUUGGUUGCCUCGGGUGCGCGGCAGAGGCCCAGCUUGCAGGAGUACUUGAUGACUGCUUAUGUGACAUAGAAAGCAUUGAUGAUUUCAACAACUUUAAGAUCUUCCCCAAAAUACAGAAACUUCAAGAACGGGACUAUUUCAGAUACUACAAGGUUAAUCUAAAGAGACCAUGCCCUUUUUGGGCAGAUGAUGGCCAUUGCUCUAUCAAAGAUUGCCAUGUGGAGCCUUGUCCUGAGAGUAAAGUACCAGUUGGAAUUAAAGCUGGAAGUGCUAACAAAUAUUCAAGGACUGCAAACCAUACCAAAGAACUUGAAGACUGUGAACAAGCUAACAAACUGGGAGCAAUAAACAGCACACUAAGCAACCAAAGUAAAGAGGCUUUCAUUGACUGGGCCAGAUAUGAUGAUUCACAGGACCAUUUUUGUGAACUAGAUGAUGAGAGAUCUCCUGAUGCUCAGUAUGUGGAUUUGCUGCUGAAUCCAGAGCGCUACACUGGAUACAAAGGACCCUCUGCAUGGAGAGUAUGGAACAGUAUCUAUGAAGAAAAUUGCUUCAAGCCUCGAUCAGUGUAUCGGCCAUUAAAUCCACUGGCUCCCAGCAAGGGGGAGGAUGAUGGAGAAUCUUUCUAUACUUGGCUAGAAGGUCUUUGUCUUGAGAAACGUGUAUUUUAUAAGCUCAUUUCUGGACUUCAUGCUAGCAUCAACUUGCAUCUUUGUGCAAAUUAUCUACUUGAAGAAACAUGGGGGAAACCUCGUUGGGGUCCCAAUUUCAAGGAAUUCACCCAUCGCUUUGAUCCUACUGAAACAAAAGGUGAAGGUCCAAGGCGGCUUAAAAAUUUAUACUUCUUAUAUCUGAUCGAACUGCGUGCAUUGUCAAAAGUCGCAUCGUAUUUUGAGCGUUCAGUUGUAGACCUUUACACUGGAAAUGCCCAAGAGGAUUCAGAAACCAAGUCACUCUUGCUAGAAAUCUUCAGAGACACAAAGUCCUUCCCUAUGCACUUCAAUGAGAAAUCCAUGUUUGCUGGAGACAAAAAGGGGGCCAAAUCCUUAAAGGAAGAAUUCAGGUUACAUUUCAAGAACAUAUCUCGUAUAAUGGAUUGUGUUGGAUGUGAUAAAUGCAGAUUAUGGGGUAAAUUGCAGACUCAAGGUUUAGGAACUGCUUUGAAAAUCUUAUUCUCUGAAAAAGAAAUAAAGAAUCUUCCUGAGAACAGUCCCUCAAAAGGUUUUCAACUUACACGGCACGAAAUAGUUGCUCUACUAAAUGCAUUUGGCAGGCUUUCUACAAGUAUACGGGAACUGCAGAAUUUCAAGGCUUUAUUGCAACAGACAAGUUAAUGAAGGCUUUUAUACUUACUGGUAGAAGUGGCCAUUAACUAAAGUCUUGGAGGACUUUUAUAUGAACUGUUUUUAAAAAGGAAAAAAACACCCAACUUGAAUAUUUAAAGUAGGAAUGGUUAGUCAUUGGACAAGAUAUUUAUGAAGGAAGUAUCUAAUUUUAAACAUGUAAAUUAUUCUCAUAUUCCACUUUGUUCUGUUCUUUCUCACUCUUCUCCCAUACAUCUCUUAUACUGUACUAUCAGUUGGAAACAAACUUUCACUGUUUUGCUUUACAUGAAACUGCAGCGAUUUCGUCCAGAUGUAUGUUGCCUGCAUGGAAAAAAACCUUGCAGUGUUGCCUAGAAUAGCUGGUGGCGAUAUUUUAAAUGUGUCUCUAUACUGAAGGACCAGUUGUUGUUGAGCAAACUUUCUUGGUUGUGUUCUACAUACUUUACUGUUACACAAAUCAAGGAAAUGGCCAGUAAGGAUUUUGCUAAAAUAAGCCCCUUGGCACCCAAGGGAGACCAUCUUUCCCAUGUGGGCUGCUUCUUUUGCACUUGCUUCCAUACCCCCUCCUAAUUUUCAAUCACUUCCAUAUCACAGCUGCCUUCUCAAUGAGGAGACACGACUGGAUUAACUCUCUUCCAGCGUCCCUCAACUCUCGUUAAGCAUGUCUGCUGAAGGAGCCUUAGAGUUAAGGGCUGCUAACUUGGAAUGCUAUGCUCUGGCCUGUUGUUGGCUUUUCUUUGCUCCUUACUGAGUGGCCAGUUUCUCUAAAUUUAUAUAGAGCUAUGGAACAUUUUAAGUAUCCCACUUGCAGUUUUUCAAGAGUUCUUCUUGUUUUGGUGGUAGCAUAAUUCAAAUACUGUACUAUAUGAAGAAGACAGAAGAAAAAGACAACUUUGAUAGAUUAAUGCAUUGUUUUAAAAAAGGUCAAUGCUUGGAUUUCAGUACUGCAUCUCCUACCUAUGCAAUCCCCAGUCAUGACUUUUUAAAAAAAGAAAACACAAUGUCUAAUAAAACGGGUAUAAUAUACAGAGAGUUGAUAUUCAAUUAUUAUAAAGGGGAAUCUAAUCUAGUCACCACAGAACAAUAGCAGACAAAUAGGUUUCUAAAUUUUAAAGCUGCAGUAGAAGUUCUGUAAAUUGUGGAAGAGCAGCUUGCUUAAAAGCUGUCUGUAAUGUAAUAUUUGUAUUUAGUGAAGGAUGUCUGAGUAUAGCAUGAAUGUCUGCGUUGGUACAGUAUACAGAUUUGUACAUACUAUGUUUUGCUUUGAUAAGUAAAACAGGCUUUACACAAUGAAUUAAAAGUGCUCUUAAACUCU
This is a messenger RNA of Hemicordylus capensis (graceful crag lizard), 3186 nucleotides long. RefSeq names its product endoplasmic reticulum oxidoreductase 1 beta (gene ERO1B). The record is from RefSeq and is a predicted model, not a curated record. Gene Ontology annotation, biological process: protein folding in endoplasmic reticulum. Bases 459 to 1880 code for a protein of 473 amino acids. Gene Ontology annotation, cellular component: endoplasmic reticulum; endoplasmic reticulum membrane. NCBI's taxonomy places the organism in Eukaryota, Metazoa, Chordata, Lepidosauria, Squamata, Cordylidae. Gene Ontology annotation, molecular function: FAD binding; protein-disulfide reductase activity; thiol oxidase activity. The transcript is spliced from 16 exons.